Messenger RNA from Melopsittacus undulatus (budgerigar), 1343 nucleotides. RefSeq names its product mitochondrial ribosomal protein L2 (gene MRPL2). The transcript has 6 exons. NCBI's taxonomy places the organism in Eukaryota, Metazoa, Chordata, Aves, Psittaciformes, Psittaculidae. The record is from RefSeq and is a predicted model, not a curated record. Gene Ontology annotation, cellular component: mitochondrial large ribosomal subunit; ribosome. Gene Ontology annotation, molecular function: RNA binding; structural constituent of ribosome. The coding region runs from base 1 to 1311 and encodes 436 amino acids. Gene Ontology annotation, biological process: mitochondrial translation.
AUGCCCCGCUCCGCUCCCACCGCCCCGGGGAGCUCCUGUGUGGGGCCGGCCCGAAUCCGCUCCGAGGCGGCCGACCCCCCUCCCCACGGGCCCCGCGCAGCCGCCGUGCCGGUCAGUGGGUGUCCCGGGCCCGCUGCUCAGGGAGACCGACCGCAACGCCCGCGGCCGGGAGAACGACCGAGUCCCGGGCGCCACAACCCCGCCCGCCCAACCUGCUCGGCGCUCAGUCUCGGUGACGGCGGCGGUCGCAGUCCCGGUCUCAGUCCCGGUCGCAGUCCCGGGGCGGGGCGAGAGCCCAGCCCGACAGCACCCGGCCCUCAGCCGCGCAGCCCCUUUAAAUCCAACAUGGCCGCCGGCCCCGCCCCGCCGGCCUCCCCCGGUGCCGCCCCGCUCCGCCGCGGCGCAUGCGCAGUGGCGGCAGUGAUGGCGGCCGGGCUGUGCCGUGCCUUCGGGGCGCUGCUGCUGUCGGCCGCCCGGCCCCGCGCCCCCCCGCCGGGGCCGGUGCCCCAGCUGCCGGCGGCAGCGCUGGCGGCCGCUUGCCGAGCGCUGAGCGGCUCCGCUCCGUGCUGCACCAGGGACCCCAUGUGGAAGUGCCGGGUCAAGUACACUGUGCGCCCCUUGGCCGUGAAGAGGACCGGCGGGCGCGACCACACAGGCCGGAUCCGUGUGCGGGGCAUCGGCGGGGGACACAAGCGGCGGUACCGAAUGAUCGACUUCCAGCGGCUGCGCUACGAGGAGGGCGCCCCGGCACAGCCCUUCACCGAGAAGGUCAUCAACGUCCGACCCGACCCUUGCAGGUCGGCAGACAUAGCCCUGGUAGCCGGCGGCAAUCGGAAGCGCUGGAUCAUUGCCACGGAGAACAUGCAGAAAGGGGACAUCAUCAAGAACUCCUCUCACAUCGGCAGGAUGGCAGUGUCAGCCAACGAAGGGGACGCCUACCCGCUGGGGGCUCUGCCUGUCGGCACGCUGAUCUGCAACCUGGAGAGCCACCCUGGGAAGGGAGCACAGUACAUCCGGGCAGCCGGGACUUGUGGGGUGCUGCUGAGGAAAGUGAAUGGGACUGCCAUCGUGCAGCUGCCUUCGAAGAGGCACAUGCAGGUGCUGGAGACCUGCGUGGCCACAGUGGGACGUGUGUCCAAUGUCGACCACAACAAGCGAGUGAUCGGGAAGGCAGGACGGAACCGCUGGCUGGGCAAGCGCCCGCACACAGGCUUGUGGCAUCGCAAAAGUGGCUGGGCCGGGCGCAAGAUCAGACCUAUCCCGCCCAUGAAGAGCUACGUCAACCUGCCGCGGGUCACGGCACAGAAGUGAUGUCGGUGGCCAAUAAAAUGUUCCCAACACCA